AUGUGGUGGCACCCUAUGAAGAUGAACCCCUUGAUGUUCAACAAACUGCUUACUAAGUUGGGUGUGUGUGGUAGCUGGCGUUUCGUGGACAUGUUAGGUCUGGAUGAGGAGGAUUUGUCGUCUGUACCACUUCCAUGCGGCACCGUCAUUCUGCGGUUCCUGCUAACGGAACAGCAUGAGUUGUUCCGGGAAGAGGAAGAAGAGCUGGUGUUUGGGGGUCUGACUGUUUUCUUCCUGAGAAACAAAGUGGUCAACUCAUGUGGCACCGUAGCUCUGCUGCAUGCAUUUGCCAAAAACUCCACCCACAUGGUAGUACCAUGGCCUGUGAAGAAGUUGGACGAGACAUAUUGGAUGACCCCCCUUAACAAAGCUGCCCACCUUGAGAUGAACCAGGCCACCAGAGAUGCCGGGUCGAAGCAGAUCACGUCAAACUUCCAUUUAACUACCUUUGUCAAGGUGAACGGAAUACUUUAUGAGCUGGAUCCUAGGAUGGAGAGGCCAGUAGUAAACCAUGGAGACACCCAGGACAACUCCUUCAUCUGGGAUGCGGCGCGUGUUUGUCAGGAGUUUGUGGAGAGAGAGAGAGGGAGGUCCACUUCUCUGCUAUAGCCUUCUGUUGCUCCAAGAAGGCACACA
Oncorhynchus keta (chum salmon) is the source of this 636-nucleotide messenger RNA. RefSeq names its product ubiquitin carboxyl-terminal hydrolase isozyme L1-like. The coding region runs from base 1 to 609 and encodes 202 amino acids. The transcript has a single exon. The record is from RefSeq and is a predicted model, not a curated record. Gene Ontology annotation, biological process: protein deubiquitination; ubiquitin-dependent protein catabolic process. Gene Ontology annotation, molecular function: cysteine-type deubiquitinase activity. Gene Ontology annotation, cellular component: cytoplasm. Lineage: Eukaryota; Metazoa; Chordata; Actinopteri; Salmoniformes; Salmonidae.